Messenger RNA from Symbiodinium natans, 2154 nucleotides. The record is from the annotation of a GenBank genome assembly. NCBI's taxonomy places the organism in Eukaryota, Dinophyceae, Suessiales, Symbiodiniaceae.
AUGGCGGCGAGCCGCGACGAAAGGAGCUGGCGGAGCCCAUUGAUGGCACGGGCAAAUUCGCGAAAAGCUCCACGACGACCACUUGUCGCAAGAGCACUUCCCAGAACUCGGAGCUGGUUAGUUAUCGCUUUGCUGGCUUUGGCUACGCCGUUCGGGUUCGUCUGGGGCCUAACAGAGCCUGGCCCCAGAGUUCAGUGGGCGGUCAGGCGAUCUGGAGAUGUGGGGGAGCCUGGGCAGCAGACCCCGUGGGCGACGGUGGAAGCGGCCUACGACAAGAUUUCGGCCAACUUCGCUGAGAGCCGGCGGUUCCCAUGGCCAUUUGUGGUUACAUGGCUACAAGGAGGGAUUGACCGAGGGAUUGACCGAGGCUCUGGUGACCGAACUCUGUUGGUGGCUGGCUGUGGAGAUGGCCGGCACGUGCAGACGGCCUUGGAGCUGGGCUUCGAGAACAUCUUUGCCUUGGACCUCUCACAGGGAAUGCUCAGGGCAGCUGAGAAGCGCCUCGGUGAGCUCAGCGACCUCCAUGACAAGGUCGUUUUCUUGCACGGCGACACGCGCGCCGUCGCGCUGCCUGAUGCUUCCGUCCACGACAUCCUGUCUUGUGCAGUGUUGCACCAUUUGCCGCUGGCGGAGACUACGGCUGCCCUGAAGGAUUUGACACGCCUACUCCGGCCAGGGGGGAGAUUGUUGGCAUCCUGCUGGGAUCCUCGAGCCAAAGCUGUGGCGAAGCGAGGAAGAGCUGCAGAGGAUGGCUCUGAAGCUCAUUCCUACUGGGUGGCAUGGCGAUGUGCAGAUGGCAGUGAUGUCCAACGGUGGUACAACUUGCCACCAAUGGAGGUCAGGCAGCGCAGCUGGAGUCAUUUGCCGAACCUUCUUCUCAAGAAAGCGGAGCUUGAUGGCGACAAUCAAGUCUUUGAGUGCCUUGUCAGUCUAACUCUGGAGAUCGAGAUUGAGCCGAUCUUGGCCAUCGUCACGCGUGCUCCUGGCAGCGUCACGGAUCAUCUGCGGGGUAGGGGCCUCCUGUACUCCUCUGCUCUUCGCCUGGACCGCAAGGGUCCGCACGCCAGUGGCCAUCAGCGGUUUUCAAGCGGCUCCAGUUAUGCUACGGUACCCAAAAUCCCACACAAAGAGGCCCUUUCUGGCGUGGAGGAAGUGGCCGCGGCACAGGCCCCCUUGGCCACUUUCAGGACCUUCAGCUAUCGGCUUACAUUUAUGAAAGCCGGGGGCUGCUGUCAGGUGCGGCUGAACACCAUGCGCUCACUGGGCACCUUCAUUGGCCCCUUCGGGAGUACGCUGCUGUGCAUGCUGCCCAAGGAGGGCCUCUUCAACGAGCUCAACUCGGCAGGCUGGGCGAUAGCUGCGGCGAACCUCGUGGGCAUCGUGCUGUGCUGGUAUCGGCUUUCUGAUCCAGCUGUACCGAAGGGUGAACCACACCAAGGAGUUUCUGCUGCGGAGCGCGGGCAGGCCGCUCCUGCACGCGGCAUCCCUACCACUCCUAGCCAAGCCACAUGCCGGCACCGAGCAGCGCCUCCGGGAGCUAGCGGCGAGUUACGAGGGCCUCAGCCGAUUUGGACAACUCCUGUGAUUUGGACAUGCCUGUUGUUUCAGGUCACAACUGCGCUGCUCUUGGCAGUGCUAGAGGUGGUCCCGCCAAUCGUCCUCACAGACGAGUUCCGGCUGCCGCCGGCGGCAACGUCGAUUUUGUUCGGCGUUGCCUCGCUGGCAGUGUUCGCGUUGUUUGCGCUCGUUGAGGUCCUGAGUCGGAAGGUGAGCGGGCGAAAGCUGAUGAUCGCAGGCGUCGUUGUGAUGUCCUGUGGCGCCCUCUGGGCGCAGACGAGCUGGGCGGUAGGUGGGUCCUUCCUUGAGUUUGUGCUGCCCUGGUUGGUGAUCACCGUGGCACCAGCACCGCUCAUACGCACACCGGCCCGGACUCUCUACACCAGCCACCUCCCCAAGCAUGUUCAGGGCACCAUGCAGGGCAUCUCGGAGGCGGCGUUUUCCUUCGCCAACUUCCUUGGCCCCAUUUUGGGGAGUCAUGUGGCGACUUCAGGUGGCUUCCAAGGGCUGCGCCUGACGAUCCUCGGCUUGGUGGCGGCGGAAGUGUUGCUGCUGCUCAUCGGCUUCCCACGCCUGGUUCCCGGCUCUGAGCUUUAG